Telopea speciosissima is the source of this 1023-nucleotide messenger RNA. Its product is annotated as diacylglycerol O-acyltransferase 2-like. Gene Ontology annotation, molecular function: diacylglycerol O-acyltransferase activity. Bases 16 to 1017 code for a protein of 333 amino acids. Gene Ontology annotation, cellular component: endoplasmic reticulum membrane. Lineage: Eukaryota; Viridiplantae; Streptophyta; Magnoliopsida; Proteales; Proteaceae. The record is from RefSeq and is a predicted model, not a curated record. The transcript has 9 exons. Gene Ontology annotation, biological process: triglyceride biosynthetic process.
UGCUUCUGUAGUUGUAUGAUGGAGGAGAUUAACGGAAACUGUAAGCCCUCCUCCUCCGUCAACGGUGGGGAUGAGCAUGAGGUGACGGUGUUCCAGCGGAAACCAUCCUCGAUGCAGAACACCAUAAUCGCAAAUGCUUUAUGGUUGGGAGCUAUUCAUUUCAACGUGGCACUGGUCUUCAUGGCCCUUCUCUUCCUCCCUAAGUGCCUGGCUUUCACGGUAUUUGCGCUUCUCCUAUUACUUAUAGUAAUCCCAAUUGACGAGAAGAGCAAGCCAGGGCGAAAAUUGGCCAGGUAUAUCUGUAAGCACACCUGUGGAUAUUUUCCGGUGACUCUUUAUGUGGAGGACAGUAAGGCAUUUAACCCGAAUCAAGCUUAUGUCUUUGGUUAUGAGCCACACUCAGUUGUACCAAUUGGCUUUCUUUCUCUUGCCGAUCUUACGGGUUUCAUGCCUCUUACGAAGAUCAAAUUCCUCGCUAGCAGCGCUGUGUUCUAUACACCUUUCCUGAGACAUAUAUGGACAUGGCUGGGGUUUACACCUAUAACAAAGAAGAAUUUUACUUCACUUUUGGAAGCUGGUUAUAGUUGCAUUUUAGUGCCAGGUGGGGUGCAGGAGACAUUUCUAAUGGAACAUGGUUCUGAGAUUGUCUUCCUUAAGAAAAGAAAAGGAUUUGUCCGCAUUGCUAUGGAGACAGGCCGACCACUGGUUCCAGUUUUCUGCUUUGGUCAGUCAAACGUUUAUAAGUGGUGGAAGCCCAGAGGGAAGUUGAUCCUGCAACUUUCUAGAGCCAUCAAAUCCCCCCUAAUUGUCUUCUGGGGAAUUUUUGGAACACCUAUUCCAUAUCAACAUCCCAUGCAUGUUGUGGUGGGUAGACCGAUUGAGCUCAAGAGAAAUUCACAACCUACGGUUGAAGAGGUCAAUGAAAUUCACAGCAAGUUUGUUGAAGCCAUGCGAGAGCUCUUUGAAAAUCACAAAGCUAGGGUUGGUCAAGCUGAUCUCCAGUUGAGAAUUCUCUGAUAGAAG